GACAACUUUUCCUCCCGCUCUCUCUCUAGGCACUACUUCCUUCCUUUGACUUGCUGUACUUCGACUCCGUUCAGACCUGCAAUUAUUCACACUUUUCCUUUUUGGCUUUUGCCAUUCUAUAUGUUCUCUUUACUAGUUCACUCUUCUCAUGUAAAGCAAGACAAGUUUCAGGAUGGCGGGGUUGAGACUCUGUGGAAUUCUUUUUGCUGCAUCAUUUUAUUGCUCUGUGCUCCUUGCAGAUUCACAUAUUACCGAUCCUUCUGAAGUCUCAGCAUUAUUAGCUGUCAAGGGCAGUUUAAUCGAUCGUAGGAAGCAUCUUAAGAGCUGGAAUAAGGGUGAUCCAUGUACAUCAAACUGGACAGGAGUUUUAUGCUUCAAUGCAAGUGGGACUGAUGGAUACUUGCAUGUCCGGGAGCUACAACUUCUGAAUAUGAAUUUGUCUGGAAGUUUAGCACCUGAGCUUGGCCAACUAUCUCAUCUUCAAAUUUUAGAUUUCAUGUGGAAUGAACUAACAGGCACUAUACCGAAGGAGAUAGGAAAUAUUGCAUCUUUAAAACUCCUGCUUUUGAAUGGGAACAGAUUAUCAGGCUCAUUACCUGAUGAGCUUGGGUAUCUCUCAAAUUUAAACAGGCUCCAAGUGGACCAGAACCAGAUAUCAGGACCUAUACCAAAAGCAUUUUCAAACUUGAACAGCAUUAGACAUCUCCACUUGAACAAUAAUUCAAUCAGUGGUCAUAUUCCUUCCGAGCUUUCCAAUUUAUCUACUAUUCUUCAUUUGCUUUUGGAUAACAAUAACCUAUUGGGGUAUCUUCCACCAGAGUUUUCGAACUUUCCAGACUUGCGCAUACUUCAACUUGAUAACAACAAUUUUAUUGGUGCUGAAAUUCCAGCUUCUUAUGGAAACUUGUCAAGAUUAGCGAAAUUAAGUCUCAGAAAUUGCAGCUUGCAAGGAGCUAUCCCUGAUCUCAGCAGCAUACCCAACCUUAGUUAUAUAGAUCUCAGCAGGAAUCAGCUUACUGGUUCUAUACCAUCAAAGAAGCUUUCCUACAGUAUGACGACUAUUUAUUUGUCACAUAACCACCUUAAUGGAUCCAUUCCAGGAAGUUUCUCACUUCUUCCAUCUCUCCAGAAACUGUCACUUGAGAAUAAUCUUUUGAGUGGUUCUGUUGAUGCUAGCAUCUGGCAGAACAAGUCCUUCAGUUCAACUGCUAGACUAAUCCUCGAUCUUCGGAAUAAUUCCCUUUCAAACAUUUCAGGAGAUCUUGAUCCUCCCGUAAAUGUUAGCUUAAGACUUCAGGGAAAUCCUAUCUGCGGCAAUGCAAAUGGAGGAAACAUUGGCCAAUUCUGUGGACUAGAAGCUGGAGGGGAUGACAUGCCUUACAACUUAACAAAUUCAACUGUGAUAUGCCCUAUUCAAGCAUGCCCUGUAGAUAACCAUUUUGAAUAUGUAACAGCAUCACCUGUGCCAUGCUUUUGUGCAUCACCUCUUAGAAUUGGCUAUCGGCUGAAGAGUCCUAGUUUCUCUUACUUCCCUCCAUAUAUGUAUCAAUUCAAGAUGUACCUGACUAGUUCUCUUAAUUUAGACCUUUAUCAACUAUCUAUCGACUCAUUUGUCUGGGAGAAAGGACCUCGUCUGAGAAUGUAUCUGAAGCUUUUUCCUAUGGCUGGUGUUGAACAUUCAAAUACAUUUAAUGAAAGUGAGAUUCUGCGUAUUAGAGGCAUUUUCACAUCAUGGGCAUUUACUGGUAGUGACUUGUUUGGACCUUACGAGCUUCUCAACUUCACUCUUCUGGGACCUUAUUCAUAUGAGAAUUUUGAUGGUCGAGGUAAAACUGUAAGCAAGGGCAUUUUGAUAGCUAUUGUAUUAGCAGCAGUUGCCUGUGCUGUGACAAUUUCUGCUAUAGUGACAGUUCUGAUUACACGAAGGCAUGCUAGAUACCUGCAGAAACUGUCAAGAAGACACCAUUCUUCAAAGACUUCUAUAAAAAUUGAUGGAGUGAAAACCUUCACCUGUAAGGAAAUGGCAGCGGCAACUGACGAUUUCAGCAGCUCAACUCAAGUUGGCCAAGGCGGUUAUGGGAAGGUUUACAGAGGGAUUCUACCUGACAAGACAAUUGUAGCCAUAAAGCGUGCAAAAGAAGGAUCCUUACAGGGUCAAAAGGAAUUCAUGACAGAAAUAGAAAUGUUGUCCAGGUUACAUCACAGAAACCUCGUUUCGUUGGUGGGUUACUGUGACGAAGAAGUGGAGCAGAUGCUGGUUUAUGAGUUCAUGCCUAAUGGCACAUUGCAAGACUGGCUUUCGGCUAAAUCUAAAGAAACACUGAACUUUGGAGUGAGGUUACAUAUUGCACUGGGUUCAGCGAAGGGCAUUCUUUACCUCCAUUCUGAAGCACAUCCACCCAUAUUCCACAGAGACAUCAAAGCCAGCAACAUUCUUCUGGACUCCAAACUGUCUGCUAAAGUUGCUGAUUUUGGACUCUCACGGCUUGCUCCUGUGAUGGAUGAUGACGGGACUGUGCCUAAUCAUGUAUCGACAAUUGUGAAGGGGACACCAGGUUACCUCGAUCCUGAAUACUUCCUGACUCGUAAGUUGACAGACAAAAGUGAUGUCUACAGCCUUGGAGUAGUAUUUUUGGAGAUCUUGACAGGCAUGCAACCAAUAUCACAUGGCAAAAAUAUAGUCCGUGAGGUGAAUUUGGCGCAUCAGUUGGGCACAAUGUUCUCUGUCAUAGACAGCAGAAUGGGUUCGUACCCCUCAGAAUGUGUAGAAAGGUUUGUAGCUUUGGCACUCAGGUGUUGCCACGACAAGCCAGAAGAGAGGCCAUCAAUGCUGGAUGUGGUCAGGGAGCUAGAAAGCAUCCUCCGCAUGAUGCCGGAAACUGGAAUUGACUUGUUAGAAUCAAAAUCCAGAUAUUUCACCGAUGAUGCUGCAUCAUCGUCUUCACUAGCCUAUGCAAGUAGGGACCCAUAUGUAUCAACAGAUGUGUUCGGAAGCAACCUUAUUAGUGGUGUCAGUCCCACCAUCACACCUCGCUGAUAACCCGAGAAAUCAUAUAUAUAUAUAUAUAUAUAUAUACACAUACAUGAAAAAGGAAAACCAAUAGGAAUAUUCUCAUGUGCAUUUGGAAAGUUUAAUGAGUUUUGUUAUUUACUUCCAAGGUAACUUGUGGGCGUAAGAGGAAACUGAUGUAUAUUAGCCAUUGUAUGCUUCUCUUUGUUGUUGGAGCAUGGAAGACAUGAUUCAUGUUAAAAGAGUUUUGUUUUGAACCAGCAAUGAAAAUCAU
Molecule: messenger RNA, 3284 nt
Organism: Ilex paraguariensis (yerba mate)
Lineage: Eukaryota; Viridiplantae; Streptophyta; Magnoliopsida; Aquifoliales; Aquifoliaceae
Source: the annotation of a GenBank genome assembly